ACAGCAUCAAAGUAAUUGGUGUGCACACUUUGUAUUCUAUCGCUUUGUGCGUUAGUCGUGCGCUCUACUCUUCCAGAGCAGCAACAUUGAAAUAGCAAAUCGUGUUACGUCUAAACGACCAGCGGUUGACCUUCAGUCAUUUGCUGUGUGUUGUGCUUCAACGCGAGUUUUGUUGAAAAGUUAUCGCUUCGUUCGGUGUGUGCGUGUAUGUUCUUUUUUAAUCGAUUGUAAAUUUUUAAGUACUUCGAAAAAUGCUCUACCGACAAAUAUAUCCGGGUCAUUGGCUGCUGAUGAUCAUCAUCUCAGCCACGCUAUCGAAUUUUUUCAUCGCUGCUGAUAAACCCAUAUUUGCGCCAACGAUUCAGUUGAACGACGGACAUUUGAUUCCAGCACUUGGGCUCGGCACAAAUCAGGUGAAAACUGCAGAGGGUGAACAAGCUGUUAAAGAUGCUAUUGAUAUUGGAUACCGUCACAUUGAUACUGCAUAUUUGUAUGGCAACGAAAAAGAGGUGGGCAACGCCAUUCGAGCCAAAAUUGCCGAGGGUGUUAUCAAGCGCGAGGAUAUUUACGUUACGACCAAGCUUUGGAACACAUUCCAUGAACCGGCCAUCGUUGCAAAAGCAUUCCAAAAAUCGCUUUACAAUUUGAACAUCAGCUAUGUCGAUUUGUACUUGAUACAUUUUCCAGUUGGCUAUCAACGUAUCAGCAAAACAACCAAUUUGACGGCUAAAGAGAUUGAUGAUGUUCAAAUUGAUGAUAUCAAUCCAUUCCCGCAUGAUGCAGAUGGAAAAUCACUCGCUACAAACGUAGAUUACUUGGACACGUACAGAGCCAUGGAAGAUUUGGUGAAAACUGGAUUAGUGCGUAGUUUGGGUGUAUCGAAUUUCAAUAGUCAACAAUUGGAUCGUUUGAUAUCAGCGGCGAACAUUAAACCGGUUGUCAACCAAGUGGAGUGUCAUCCAAAUCUCAAUCAAAACAAGCUCAUUGCAUUUGCCAAAGCAAGAAAUGUAACAAUCGUAGGGUAUUCACCCUUGGGCCGUCCAAGUGCCGGCAGUGAUCCAAAUAUUGCAAUUAAAAAUCCAAAAGUUCAAGAAUUGGCCGAUAAAUACAAGAAAAAUCCCGGUCAAAUUAUACUGCGUUUUGCUUAUCAAAAUGGUGUGGUUGCUAUCCCAAAAUCCACAAACAAGGAACGACUCCGUGGAAACAUCGACAUUUUUGAUUUCAGCCUCAGCAACGAAGAUAUGGAGAUCUUGAACGCUCUCAAUGAUAAUUCACGGUUAUUUAAAGUAAGCAAUGCUAAAGAUCACAAAUACUAUCCAUUCAACGCCGAGUUUUAGAUUGGAUAUGCUAUACUCUACACACGAUGAAUUUUGAACUCAAUGACAUUUUUCACAUUUCAUUUAUGCUUUUACUUUGAUUUUCGAUAACAUUUUGAUAUGGAAAAUUUACCUUUGUAUGUGCAAAAGAAAUCUUUUCGAAUAAAAUUUAUUUCCCAAUUUUUA
Molecule: messenger RNA, 1502 nt
Organism: Sitodiplosis mosellana (orange wheat blossom midge)
Lineage: Eukaryota; Metazoa; Arthropoda; Insecta; Diptera; Cecidomyiidae
Product: 1,5-anhydro-D-fructose reductase-like
Exons: 5
Coding region: 252-1337 (361 amino acids)
Cellular component (GO): cytosol
Molecular function (GO): aldose reductase (NADPH) activity
Source: RefSeq, a predicted model, not a curated record